AAUACUUGGUAACCAGGUGGGGGUAUCCCUGUCAGACACACAUGACUGCAGCAUACAUUACAUAUCGCAUUACAGGGGCCACAAUACGUCAAUUUUACAGCUGUUAAAAAAAUACUUUUUUUGUUACAGAUGGCUCCUCGUAAGAAGGUUACCAAGACCCCAGCUCGUAUGAUCACCAAAGACAUUGGUGGUGAUAAAAAUGGCGGAAAAAGAACUGUCAGGAUCAACCGCAUGUCCCGGUACUACCCAACAGAGGAUAGGCCAAGAAAGUUAAGAAGUACCAAGACUGCUUUCUCUUCUCACAAGCACUCUGUCAGAUCCUCCAUCACACCUGGAACUGUCUUGAUUAUUGUGGCUGGACGUCACAAGGGAAAGAGGGUGGUAUUCCUGAAACAACUGAACUCUGGUCUUCUUUUGGUAACAGGUCCCUUCCAUCUCAAUGGGUGCCCUCUGCGCAGGAUCAACCAGAUUUACGUUAUUGCAACCAAAACAAAGAUUGACAUCAGUGGUGUGAAGCUGCCGGACAGACUAAAUGAUGCUUACUUCAAGAGACAAAAACUCAGGCGUCCCAGGCAUACUGAGGGUGAAAUUUUUGAUACAAAGAAAGAGGUGUAUCAAGUCAGUGAUGAUCGUAAACAAGAUCAGGUGGAUGUAGACAAACAGGUCCUCGAAGUUAUCCGAAAAAACAAGGAGAAGAAACUUCUGUUCGGAUACCUUGGUGCCAUGUUUUCUCUAGGGAACAAACAGUUUCCUCACGAAAUGGUCUUCUAAAUUAUAUGUAAAGUUCUUCAUGCCACAUAAAGAAGUUGGGAGAAAUCA
This is a messenger RNA of Pecten maximus, 819 nucleotides long. Its product is annotated as 60S ribosomal protein L6-like. Bases 130 to 771 code for a protein of 213 amino acids. The record is from RefSeq and is a predicted model, not a curated record. Gene Ontology annotation, molecular function: RNA binding; structural constituent of ribosome. The transcript has 5 exons. Gene Ontology annotation, cellular component: ribosome; cytosolic large ribosomal subunit. Gene Ontology annotation, biological process: ribosomal large subunit assembly; cytoplasmic translation. Lineage: Eukaryota; Metazoa; Mollusca; Bivalvia; Pectinida; Pectinidae.